Messenger RNA from Acanthosepion pharaonis, 513 nucleotides. NCBI's taxonomy places the organism in Eukaryota, Metazoa, Mollusca, Cephalopoda, Sepiida, Sepiidae. The record is from the annotation of a GenBank genome assembly.
AUGUCUCUUUCCAAAGAGAAAAGUUUGUUGACUGAAAUUGAACCAUAUCUAAGUAGACUUCGCUACGAACACAAUCAUUGGGAUAAUGCUAUCCAUGCAUACAAAGAAACUGAACGUAAGCACUGGAAUGAAUUUAAUAAAAACACAUUGAAUCGCGUCAAAUCUGUGGCAUUUGAAUCAACAGAAAUUCCUUUACCUUAUGUUCAUGUACUGGACAUUGAAAAAGUUGGUUAUAUUAAACCUCACGUUGAUUCUGUUAGAUUUUGUGGUCGUACAAUUGCUGGACUAAGCUUGCUAUCUCCAUGUGUGAUGCGUUUGGCCUUAGAAAAAGACAAGACCAAAUAUGGUGAUUUACUUCUCCUUCCAAGGUCUUUAUAUAUUAUGAGAGACAGAUCUCGUUUCGAGUUUACUCAUGAAGUACUUCCUGAAGACAAAUCAAUAUUCAAAGGAAAAUGUGUGCCUCGUGAUCGUCGUAUCUCAAUUAUCCAGCGUUUAAUUCCCAAACAAGCAUAA